AUGUUUGAUACUUACCUCCGCGAGAAAACAAAGGCAUGUGUGGCAGGCACAAGGCGGGGAGGCUGGUCACCUGUGGUAGUACUAAGUCUACUGUGCUUGGCUCUCCUUCCCGACGACGUAAAGGCAGGUACAGUUUCGGUAAAUAAUGGUGUGACUACAAGUGUAGCGACAACGACACAGAGCCUGAACAAUUCAGGUAUUCAUGAGUAUUAUCGAUGUAUGUAUUGCCAUAAAGCGGAACACAUCAUAGACUGCCUUGAAGUGAUUACGUGCGCACCACAUGAGGUUUGCUAUGUUGAAAAAGAAAUGUUGCAAUCGGGUUGGCCAGUCAUCAACGCAGGAUGCAGAUCACGACAUGCGUGUAAUUUGAAGACGUGUUUCGGAGAGUCUAUGCACGGAUACAGUCACUCGAAAAAACGUUCAACAUUGUCCUGUCACCAUUGUUGUGAGGGAGAGUUCUGCAAUUUGUAUGGCUGCCCUGAUAGCGAGGACAUGGCAGUGUUACCGUCUACAAGAUGUCUGGGCUGUGAUGCAGUCAAAGAUCCCGUCUAUUGUGACAAAUUGAUUAAUUGUCCAUAUUCACAGCAAUGUGUGGCCUAUGGAGUGUUUCACGCUGGAGGCUUGCGCUUUGAACUAGGUUGCGAAGAAAAGACGUAUUGCAAUGCUUUUAAAAACAAUAGUAAAGUGAGCCGUGAUGUCACUCAUCAUGUAGGUGAAAUAGACCUUGCGUCAACGUGCUGUGACACACAUUUAUGUAACCGAAACUGGCCAGUGAGAGAUCACGUAACCAUACCAACAUCAGAAAACUGCAAAGACAGGGCUACAGAGAGCAGCUGUAUCUUUCUCAACCAGACCAACCACAUAUGUGAUAGUAUAUCCCUUACCUCGGUCUACUACUGUGUCAAGUUCUGCGGCUUCUGCACUCCAGUACCUACCCGCUCAGGAAUACAAGGACAGACAACUCCUAUUGUUGGCACGCUCACUACAUCAACUUUCCGUACGUAUAGUCUAACAACCAUUCUUACAGUUGAUGUUGUAUGUUUGAGAGAAAACUGA
Ylistrum balloti is the source of this 1056-nucleotide messenger RNA. RefSeq lists its product as uncharacterized. The record is from RefSeq and is a predicted model, not a curated record. The coding region runs from base 1 to 1056 and encodes 351 amino acids. Lineage: Eukaryota; Metazoa; Mollusca; Bivalvia; Pectinida; Pectinidae. The transcript has 10 exons.